This is a messenger RNA of Osmerus eperlanus (European smelt), 5680 nucleotides long. RefSeq names its product cyclic nucleotide-gated cation channel beta-3-like. Gene Ontology annotation, molecular function: intracellularly cGMP-activated cation channel activity; cGMP binding; protein-containing complex binding. The record is from RefSeq and is a predicted model, not a curated record. Lineage: Eukaryota; Metazoa; Chordata; Actinopteri; Osmeriformes; Osmeridae. Gene Ontology annotation, biological process: retina homeostasis; monoatomic cation transmembrane transport. The transcript has 39 exons. Gene Ontology annotation, cellular component: plasma membrane; photoreceptor outer segment; intracellular cyclic nucleotide activated cation channel complex. The coding region runs from base 154 to 5514 and encodes 1786 amino acids.
UACACUCCCUAACUGCAGCUAGUACAGCAGGUCUACUCAGUUGGUUUCUAUCAAGGACGUAGUUUGGUGACCUGUUGGACACAUACUUAGAUAUUUUGCUAAAUGUGUACUUGCACUGUAUUGGUUGGAUGUUGUAACUUGGGAUAACUAUGAAUGUUCAGCUGGGUGGUGAAAGUGGUUCCCCAGCCCCCUGAACCCCCUGGGAUUUUAGAAAAUUCAGAAAAACCUAAUGAACCUCCGCCAGCCUCAGAGAAGAAAGUAUCUUUUAAGGAAGAAAAGAAACAAGAAGCUUCAAAGCCUGCCAAGCCAAAAGAGGAGGAGCAGGUGUCAGAGGAAAAUAGUCAGAGUGGAGUUCUGACUUGGAUCUCUCACGGCUUUGUCAACGCCCUCCCCCAGCCAGCCGGAACACCCAGACUUGGCCGGGCCAAUGCAGAGACCAAGGAUGACACUGCAGUGAGCAGUAAGACUGAUGAAGAACAAGGGCCAGGAGUCAUUGGAUGGAUCGUCCAGGAGUUGGGCAAAGUGGUUCCACAGCCGGAUGAGAAAUACAAGGAGGGGGCAGAGCCAGAGGAGACCACAGAGAUUGCAGAGGUGAGCAAGGUGCCGGAGGUUAAGACAGAAGUGCAUGAUAUUAAAGAUGUUCCAGAUGCAGAGCCACUUCCUCACAUCCCUGUGGUGGAGCUUGUCUCUGACGAAGAGCCUGAUGACAAUAACAAGCCCUUCCCACCAAGGGUAAUUGACUGGAUAAAGCAUGGCAUUGAGAAGGUGAUUCCUCAGCCAGAGAUAUACAUCACAACCAACACAGAAAGCCAGGUGAAAAAAGAGAAGAUAGACUCAUGCCCACAGAAAGUGAUUGCUCCACCACCUGAGCCCCCCAAACUAGUAGAGGAAGAGGUCAAAGGAGAAAAUGUGGUGGGCUGGAUCGUUCAGGGCCUGGGGCGUAUACUGCCACAGCCAGUCCCCAAGACCAAUGGAGAUGGCUGUGAGGAUGUGCAGAACAUCUGCAUACUGCAAGACCCAACAGACAUGGUUCUGGAAGAGGUGGAUGCCAACUGGGUAAUGGAGAACCAGGAUGCACCCAGUUGUCAGAUCCAGCAUCCCCUCCCCUCCCUGAUGCCAGAGGUGAUGGCCAUGCAGGCUGAAGAUGCAGAGACCCAGACAGAGAGAUGGACUCCCCUGAUGGAGAACAUUAAGAAGGAGGCUGAGCAAACAGUCUUAGCUCAAGUGGAGGAGAGGCUGCAGCAGGAGCGUUUGGAGGCGGCACGGCUGGCUGAAGAGGUGACCAGACAGGCAGCAGAGCUGGCAAUCCGACAGCUGGAGGAGGAGCAGGCUGCCAAUAGGGCCACAGGCACACAGCAGGAGGCUGACGGAGAGCAAUUGCACAAUAUCCAGGAGGAAGAGAACGAGGAAGACCCAGAGUUGCAGAUGCUCCGGGAGGAGAGCGACGAGAGCGCAGAGAAUAAAAGUCCUGAGGAAAUUAAAACUCCUGCUAAGACUAAAGUAGUGGAGGUUACUAUAGUGGAGGAGAUUAACAACAGCAUAUAUAUUCCUACUGCACAGGAAAAUAGGAGUUCUAAAGAAAAUGAGAUUACAGAGGAUAUUACUGUUAUUGAGGAAGUCAUGACUACUGAAGAGAAGCAGAACAGCAAAGCAAGAGACAACAUCAUGACAUUGAAUGAAUGUAAUAUAGAUCACAACAAAAAUAAUGCCGCCCAACAAAGAAAAGAAGUGACAGAGGGUCAUAUUUCUGAAAAGACUAAAAUUAUAGAACAGGUUAAAGUGGACAUGGAUGUCAAAAUAACAGAUGUUACUGUCAUUGAGGAAAUACCUAACAAUGAAGUCAGUAUGACCGCACAGGACAGUGAGAGACCUGAGAAUGUUCAGAUACCAGAGGAAGUUACACUGAUGGAGGACUGUGAGAGUGCAGAAGAUAAUGAAGCAACUGAGGAAAAACAAGUAACAGUAAUUAAAAUAAAUCCAGAGAAAAGUAAAACAACAGAGGACAUUUUGAUUAUCAAGGGUAUAGAAAACACAGAAGGAAUUAAAGAAAUACAUGAAAACAUUUCUAAAGAAAGCUUCAUGAAGGAAGACAAAAAUGUUUCCUACCAAGAUAAAAACAUUAUUGAAGAGAAAAAUAUAAAGGCGAAUAACAAAACAGAGAUUGUCGUUUUUGCCAGUAAGAUAUCUGAGGUUGACAAUGAGAUAAAGACUGAGAAUAAACUAAAAAUGGAUGAGGAAAACAGUUUUAUGAGUAACAAAGACAGUACAAGAACUACCAUUGUAGACAAAGAAGACUGGACAUCUCAGAUAUCUGAGCAGACGAGAAGCUCAGAAGUGCAAAUAAUACAGGAGGUUACUGCAAUUGGAGAAAUCAAAACAGUGGAGAAUACAAACGUACAAGACCUCAGUGUAAUUGAGGAAAGGAAAAGCACAAUAAAUAAAGAAACAGAAGAAAACAAAAGUAUUGAGGACAAUAAAAUAACCAAGAUGAUAUUUAGUGAGGAGAGUCAGAGCAUUGAAGACAGUAUCUUACAGCAGGAGAAUAAAAGUAUUGAGCGAAGUAAGAUAUUGGAGUUGACAACAGUUAGCAAAAAUAUUGAGGAAUAUUCAGCAAUACAGGCCAAGAAGUUAUCUAAUAAGACCAAAGAUUAUGACAAAAUGGUAUCUGCAGAGGAAAUAAGUGAAGAAUGUAAGGCAACUGAUCAGGAUAAGAUAAAAGAGAAGGCUGCUUUAAUUAAGGGAUGUCAAACUCAGGAGAACAUUACUGCACAGGAGAACAUAGUCCAGGAAAACCAACAAGAUGCAGAGAAGGCUGUGUUUACAAAAAAUGUGAUUGUUUUGGCACGGAUAAAAGACAAAAGUCCAGUACCUGAGGACAUAAUCAUAAACAACAGUGAAGAGGGCACAACUAAACAGGAGAAAACAUUUUCAAUGGAAAGCAAUGUAGAAAACAUCAAACAAUACCCAAUUCAGGAUAAUAUUGAAAUGGAAUGGAGUAAAAUAUCGGAGGUGAAAGUAAACAGAAGAGUGAAUGGGAGACCUUCAGAGAGUCAGAGAACAGGAAUGGCUGCAGUUGAACAGGACCAAACUAUGAGCAAUGAAGACAAUGCGGAGAACAUUGAGGACAAAGUUCUCACUGAAGAGCAUAAGAAUUCUGGGGAGACUUGUGUGAUUGAGGACCAUACCAGCCCUGGAGAGAAUAAGCUAACUGAAGCAGACCUCAAAAGGUGCCUGGUGGAUGUGUGUCCAGCUGGGGGGUUACCCUGCCCUACCCGGGCUCAACUGGUGGCUGACUCCCAGUCAGAUGAAGAAAGCCCCCUGCCAGACCAAAGCAGCCCUAAAUCUCCCCCAAGGCAGGACUCUCCUGAACCAGAGCCUGCCCAAGAACCGCCCAAAAAAGUAUCUUCCCCAGCAACAGAGGUGCAGCCUGCUCCGGCAGUGACCAGUCAGCCACAGACAGAAGAUCCAGAAGCUCCACCAACUGCUCAGGAAGAGGAACCAGCAGAGGAAGGAGGAUGUGAAGUCCUGCUGCAUCAUAAAGAGCUACAGCUAUCUGACCACUGCUCAGAGGGAGGCCACAGGACAAGCAAUGGAAAUGGGAACACUGUUUCUCCAGCUGUGAAAGUGGAUGUAGACAAAGAGGUUAGGGUGGGAAAGAGCCUACACAUCCCCCAGAUCAUCACACCUCAGGAUCCCCAGCCCAAAACCCUGACUGUGCCUCCUGUCACCCUUUUAAAGCACAGUGCCUCGCCCACACUUAAACUCCACCCAGAAGAGGCAGGUGCCGCUGGUGAGAACGAUGAGAUGAAGGACAGUGUUAAGGCCCCGGCCGGCCUGCCCAACCUACUGACGGCAGAAGAAGAGCUACGCCCAGGGUCUGCAGCCAGUUAUACCAGUGCUGUGGUCCAUGAGAGACUUGCUGAGCUGCUCAAGCUGUUCAAAGAAAGAACUGAACGGCAAAAGGACAGGCUUGUUGACCCGGAUGAGUCAGAUGACGAAAGUCCGACAGCCUCUCCAGCCAAGGCCCCCCCUCCUCCCCCUCCCCCACCACCUAAGGAGGAGAAGGAUGCCCCAGUGGAGGAAAAGGAAGAGAAGGAGGAGCAGUUCUAUGACUUCUUUGGAUACCCCAUUAAAAUCCACAAACUGCCCAAUAUGCCCUCUCUCCCUGGCUGGCUCCGCAUGAUAGUGGACUAUCGCUUCCCCUCCAGCAUUGAUCCCUAUACUGACCUGAUAUACGUGAUGUGGCUGUUCUUGGUGAUGCUGGCAUGGAACUGGAACGUGUGGCUGAUCCCAGUCCGCUGGGCGUUCCCAUACCAGACCUCGGAGAACAUAUACUGGUGGCUGCUGAUAGACUACACCUGUGACUUCAUUUACAUUCUUGACAUUGUUGUCUUCCAGCCUAGAUUACAGUUUGUACGUGGAGGAGAUAUUGUGUGUGAAAAAAAGGACAUGAGAGAAAAUUACAUGACAACUGAAAGAUUUAAGAUGGACAUAAUCAGUCUGUUACCUCUGGAGAUAUUUUACAUAAAAACUGGAGUCAACUCGCUGCUGAGAUUUCCACGCUUAUUAAAGUACAUGGCGUUCUUUGAAUUUAACGACCGCCUGGAAGCAGUGAUGAGUAAAGCCUACAUCUACAGGGUGAUCCGUACCACUGCUUACCUACUCUAUUCUCUGCAUAUUAAUGCCUGUCUGUUUUACUGGGGAUCGGACUACGAAGGAUUGGGCUCCACCAAAUGGGUGUAUGAUGGCAAAGGGAACAGUUAUAUACGCUGCUACUACUUUGCUGUGAAGACCCUGAUCACUAUUGGUGGUCUGCCAGACCCUACCACAGUCUUUGAAAUCUGCUUCCAGUUACUCAACUACUUUGUUGGUGUCUUCGCAUUCUCUAUUAUGAUCGGUCAGAUGAGAGAUGUAGUGGGAGCUGCCACAGCAGGGGAGAACUACUACCGGUCCUGCAUGGACAGCACCACCAAGUACAUGACCUCCUACCGCAUCCCCAAAGAAGUCCAGAACCGGGUGAAGACCUGGUAUGACUACACCUGGAAGAUCCAAGGCAUGCUAGAUGAGCAAGAGCUGUUGAUCCAGCUGCCUGACAAAAUGCGUCUGGACAUUGCAGUGGAUGUCAACUACAGCAUUGUCAGUAAAGUGGCCCUGUUUCAGGGCUGUGACAGACAGAUGAUAUUUGACAUGCUGAAAAGACUGAAGUCUGUUGUUUACCUGCCAGGCGACUUUGUCUGUAAAAAGGGGGAGAUCGGCAGAGAGAUGUACAUAAUCAAGCAAGGGGAGGUACAGGUGGUUGGAGGGCCUGAUGGGACCACUGUGUUUGUGACGCUCAGGGCUGGCUCUGUGUUUGGAGAGAUCAGCUUGCUGGCUGGGGGUGGAGGGAAUAGACGUACAGCAAACGUGAAGGCUCAUGGAUUUGCAAAUCUCUUCAUUCUGGACAAGAAAGACUUGGCAGAUAUCCUUGUGCACUACCCGGAGUCCCAGAAAAUCCUCCGCAAGAAGGCCAAGUGAGGGGGAGCCAUCCUCCCUAACCCUGCCUUGCUGGGCUUGGCCAUUGGAGAGGGUUGGGGGUGGGUGGGAACCAUGGCUGUGCUAGUGGGGCUGGGGGCUGGACAUGGAUACAGACAUACACAAUGAACAUACAAACUACAUUCACAAUACUGCCUCGAUAGCGCUU